AAGAAUUGAGGGCAGCAGACAUGGCAGCUCUCAGUAGGUGGUUGGCUCUCCUGCUGCCCUGGGCCAGAGCCACUCAGAGGGGCUCCCUUCCCAGGAGACAGCCUUCACGUUGUGGGACCUCUAUGCUCUGUCCCCUGUGGGCUUCAAUGGGUACAGCCUGAGGUCACAAUGUCACAGCACAGCUCCUGUCCUCUUCGAGGUUCCUGCCUGAAAACCAGCUUGGGAGUCCCCCCACUGCCUGCAACCACCUCCAACCCAGUUCCCCAUCACCAUGCACUCUUUGGACGAGCCGCUCGACCUGAAGCUGAGCAUCACCAAGCUCCGGGCGGCAAGAGAAAAGCGCGAGAGGGCGCUGAGUGUGGUCCGGCACCGAGCUCUGCACAGGGAGCUCGGCCUGGUGGAUGACAGCCCCGCCCCAGGCUCGCCGGGCUCCCCGCCCUCAGGCUUUCUGCUGAACCCCAAAUUCCCCGAGAAGGUAGAGGGACGCUUUUCAGCUGCCCCUUUGGUGGACCUCAGCUUGUCACCGCCAUCUGGGCUGGAUUCCCCCAACGGCAGCAGCUCACUGUCCCCUGAGCGCCAGGGCAACGGGGACCUGCCUGCAGUGCCCACCGCCCCGGACUUCCAGCCCCUGCGCUACCUGGAUGGCGUCCCCAGCUCCUUCCAGUUCUUCCUGCCUCUGGGCUCCGGAGGCGCCCUGCACCUGCCUGCUUCCUCCUUCCUCACGCCCCCAAAGGACAAGUGCCUCUCACCAGAGCUACCCCUGCCCAAGCAGCUGGUGUGUCGUUGGGCCAAGUGUAACCAGCUCUUCGAGCUCCUGCAAGACCUGGUGGACCACGUCAACGACUACCACGUCAAGCCCGAGAAGGAUGCCGGGUACUGCUGCCAUUGGGAGGGCUGCGCCCGCCACGGCCGCGGCUUCAACGCCAGGUACAAGAUGCUCAUCCACAUCCGCACGCACACCAACGAGAAGCCGCACCGCUGCCCUACCUGCAGCAAGAGCUUCUCGCGCCUGGAGAACCUGAAGAUCCACAACCGCUCGCACACUGGUGAGAAGCCCUAUGUGUGCCCCUACGAGGGCUGCAGCAAGCGCUACUCCAACUCCAGCGACCGCUUCAAGCACACGCGCACCCACUACGUGGACAAGCCCUACUACUGCAAGAUGCCCGGCUGCCACAAGCGCUACACCGACCCCAGCUCGCUGCGCAAGCACAUCAAGGCCCACGGCCACUUCGUGUCUCACGAGCAGCAAGAGCUCCUCCAGCUGCGCCCGCCCCCCAAGCCGCCGCUGCCCACCCCCGAUGGCGGCCCCUACGUCAGCGGAGCCCAGAUCAUCAUCCCCAACCCUGCUGCCCUUUUCGGAGGCCCUGGCCUGCCCGGCCUGCCCCUGCCCCUGGCCCCCGGCCCCCUUGACCUCAGCGCUCUGGCGUGUGGCAAUGGUGGGGGCAGUGGGGGUGCAGGGGGCAUGGGCCCCGGGCUGCCGGGCCCCGUCUUGCCCCUCAAUCUGGCCAAGAACCCGCUGCUGCCCUCACCCUUUGGGGCUGGUGGACUGGGCCUGCCUGUGGUCUCCCUCCUCGCUGGCUCCGCUGGCGGCAAGGCCGAGGGGGAGAAGGGGCGCGGGGCAGUGCCAGCCAGGUCUCUGGGCAUGGAGGGCCGCAAGACACCCCUCGAGAGGACUGAGAACAGCCGCUCCCGGCCGAGCCCUGACGGACUUCCCCUGCUGCCGGGCGCCGUGCUGGACCUGUCCACGGGGGUCAGCUCGGCGGCCAGCAGCCCAGAGGCACUCGCGCCGGGUUGGGUGGUCAUCCCGCCAGGCUCCGUGCUGCUCAAGCCGGCGGUGGUGAACUGAGUCUGCCUGGUGACAGCCACCUGCAGCCCAGCUAGGAGCUCCUGGCCCUGCCCCCGACGAACGGAAACUCUUCUGCGAAAUAGCAAUAAUGUCCUCCUGCCCCUGGGGCCUGGUGGCUGUGUCCCCCAGGCAGACCCAGCCCCAGACAAGCUGGGCAGCAAGGAUGGUGCUCGAAGGUCAUUGGUGGUGCCCCAGGCUCUGGAGGGGGAGCUGGUCCUGCUAGCCAGGGAGAGCUGUGCUCCGGGGUGCUAAGGCCCUGCUCCCCUCCAGCACUCCCCCCACCCUCAGAUGCCCUGGUCCCCACCCUGGUACCUCCCUCAUCCAGUCACCAGCCUGGGUAAGUCACUUGCCCCCCCCCCCCCCCCGGGCCCCAACCACCUGCCAGCCAUGUUCCCAUCCUGGCUAGCCUCUCUGGGGCCCCUGCUCUGGGGGCUUCUUUGACCCCUUUCCCUCUGGCCCAUUCUCCAGAGGGAGAGCAAGACAGACGCAGGCAAAGCCACAGGAAGAAGCCACCAUAUCCCUAUGACAAGGCGCCUCCAAACUCCGAGAGGGAGGCCCGCUCUGCCAGCUGCCCCCCCCCACUAGCCCAUCCAGAAACAGCCAGCACGGAGGGUCAGCCCCUUGUCCGGGCUGGACACUCUCCAAAGAAAGGGGCCACUGACCACUCACCUGCUAUUUCACCACUGGGCCUUCUCCUGGCUCCUUUCAGAGUCCUGGAGGUGUGGGGAGUAGCGCCCUAAGCGAGGAGGUGGGACACCAGGACCUUGGGCCCUCGCUUGGCUCAGGGCAGGUGGGACCAGGAGUGGCCUAGAGCAGUGCCACUCUGCACAAGGGGCUCUGGAGGCUUGCAGGGUGUCAGAAGGUGGGAGGCUGGCUGGGGACAACUCCAGGCUGGGGACAACCCCAGGCUGGGACAUGGCUCCCAUUCUGGGGAUGCCAAGUCACCGCCAGCACACAGGAGGAGUUGGGCUCUAGGCCAGCACUGGCCGUGGGAGCUUUCCAUAGGCUGUGGACUGAAAGCCCUGGCCUUGGGGGCAAUAAGGUGAACCAGGAUUCCCACCGGAGGGUCCCAACCCUCCGCCCAGGAAGGGGAAGCUGGAGGAAGGAGCCUGGACUUAAAACAUGGCGGUUUCCUUUGGCUUUGGCUCUUCCCAGCGGAGCCUUUGUCCUAGAGGUGCCCCCCCUUCAUGCCCACCUCCCUCUCACUGGCAUGGGCCAGAAUAAGCUAAGGACUAAGGACGCUGGUGCUCCAUAUGCCCCACAGCCCACGGCCCGACCCCACCAGGCCCUGGGGCCGCAGCACAUAGGCUCUCCCGCCCUGAGUCCCUGCUGUUCCCUCCCUGGAGGUGGCCUGGUGCCAUCUGGGAGGUGCUGGCCUGGCAGUCAGGACUUCUGGCUCGAAGGCCUGCCCGGUCCUUGGCCACAUGACCAAGCACUCCAUUCCCCUGCUGCAGAACAGGGAGCUGCAGGCCAGCAGUGGGGUGGUUAGCAAGCCUGCAGACCCCACCCUUUCCUGGACCGCCCUCCUCUUAGAGGGGUCACCCUGACCCGGCCUGCCCUGACAGGGCCUGGCAGUGCUGGCUCUGCCCCUUGAAGGGGCUGUGAGCAAAGCAGGAGGGAGCUGGUCUCCUUUCUUCGAGCCCCACCCAGGACCCAGGCCUUAAAUCCCCAGUUGGGGGUGAGGGGUUUGAGACUCAAGCCCAGGGAGCAGAGGAACAGGGCACUGGAAGGUGACAUUAGCUCAGCAUGUGACUCAGUGAUAGACCAGGCUCGCAAGGGCUGGUGUACGUGUUGUUGUUGUGGGUUUGUUGUUGCACAUUCCAGGAUAUCAGUAUUUUAACAGGUUCUAAGUGCCUUUCUAUCGUAGCUUAUGUUUUUCCUCCUCUUGGCUCCAUUGCUGUUAGCAUAGAGUUUAAAAAAAAAAAAAAGAGAUAAGCUAAUGACUAUAACAAAAUAUUCCUCCAUGUGAGAGGAAGUUUAUAAAGAAACAAUAAAAGUGAGCUGCAAAGAC
Messenger RNA from Suricata suricatta (meerkat), 3857 nucleotides. RefSeq names its product GLIS family zinc finger 2 (gene GLIS2). Lineage: Eukaryota; Metazoa; Chordata; Mammalia; Carnivora; Herpestidae. Gene Ontology annotation, molecular function: RNA polymerase II cis-regulatory region sequence-specific DNA binding; DNA-binding transcription factor activity, RNA polymerase II-specific. The transcript has 6 exons. Gene Ontology annotation, biological process: smoothened signaling pathway; regulation of transcription by RNA polymerase II. Bases 272 to 1846 code for a protein of 524 amino acids. Gene Ontology annotation, cellular component: nucleus. The record is from RefSeq and is a predicted model, not a curated record.